Messenger RNA from Ahaetulla prasina, 6731 nucleotides. RefSeq names its product nuclear receptor subfamily 3 group C member 1 (gene NR3C1). Gene Ontology annotation, molecular function: steroid binding; sequence-specific DNA binding; DNA-binding transcription factor activity. Gene Ontology annotation, cellular component: nucleus. The record is from RefSeq and is a predicted model, not a curated record. Lineage: Eukaryota; Metazoa; Chordata; Lepidosauria; Squamata; Colubridae. Gene Ontology annotation, biological process: regulation of DNA-templated transcription; nuclear receptor-mediated glucocorticoid signaling pathway. The transcript is spliced from 10 exons. Bases 429 to 2714 code for a protein of 761 amino acids.
GGUGUGUGUGCGUGUGUGUGGGAGCGCGGGUCCGCCUGUCAAGUGUGUGCGUGUGGGGAGGAAAGGGAGGGGGGGCGGCUGCUUACCGCCUCAUCUGCAAAGGGGCGGCUGCUUUCACCCCCCCCACACACCCCACCCCACACCCAAUCCCGUCGCCCCGUAACUCUGCUUCCUUCCAGUCCCCACCAAGUUGUUUAUUUGCUUCGCUGCCUGCUGGAGCCAUGGAAGUUGGUGGUUAGGAGGAUUCCCAGCGCCCCCACUGGAUACGGAAUGAGGGACUCCGAAUUCAAACGGACUUUUCUUCUGCUAGACGUGUAUGGGACUGCACUGCAAAAGUAGUAUAAAUCUUAUGUAAUGGUUCCCUCCCUCCCUCUACUUUAUCUACCCCGAGACUUUUUUAAAAAAGGCUAUUUGCAAGUUUUAAAAUAAUGGAGCCCAAAGAAUCGUUGAAACCCACCGGAGGGGAGGAAAGAGGGAAAAGUGCUCACUUUCAUCAAUCCUUUAGGGGUGGUGCUUCUGUCAAGACUCCUGUGUCUACCCUGUCUGCUUCAUCUCAAUCUGACUCCAAGCAACCUGUUCUGUGUGACUUGCCAAAGGGUUUAGGAAGCAAUGUGCCGCAGCCGGAUCUCUCCAAAGCAGUGUCACUUUCAAUGGGACUGUAUAUGGGUGAAACCGAUACAAAAGUAAUGGGAAAUGAACUUGGAUUUCCUCAGCAAGGCCAAAUCAGCCUCUCCACUGGAGAAACAGAUUUUAGACUCCUUGAAGAAAGCAUUGCAAGCUUGAAUAAAUCCUCUAGUCUGAUAGAAAGCUCAAAAGGAGUUGCUUCUACUGAUGUGUCCCUAGAAUCAGAGUUCCCAGCUAUGACUAGUCGUGAUCUUACUUUAAAUCAAGGGUCUUUAGCACAAGGCCAGGUUGACAGUAACAGUGGCAACUUGAAGCUCUUUUCGGAAGACCAAAGUACCUUUGAUAUUUUGCAAGAUUUUGAUUUGCCACCGGUGUCUCCUGGAAGAGAAACAAAUGGAAGCCCUUGGAGAAUUGAUCCUGUUCUGGAUGAAAGUAGCUUGCUUUCGCCUCUUGGUGGGGAUGAGAGUUUUCUUUUGGAAGGAAAUGAAAUGGAGGAUUGCAAGCCUCCCAUUUUACCGGACACAAAGCCUAAUAUUAAUGAAUGUGAGGAUCUUUUGUCAAGUUCUACAAUGCAGAUGCCACAAGUGAAAACUGAAAAAGAAGAUUUUAUUGAAUUGUGUACCCCUGGAGUAAUAAAACAGGAGAAAAUAGGCACAACUUACUGCCAGGCUAAUUUUUCUGGGUCAAGUAUGGUUGGAAAUAAAACAUCUGCCAUUUCUGUUCAUGGUGUUAGCACUUCUGGAGGACAAGUUUACCACUAUGAUUUGAACACUGCGUCUGUCACUCAACAGCAGGAUAAGAAACCAGUUUUCAAUGCCAUUCCAUCUCAUCCUGCCAGUUCAGAAAAUUGGAAUAGAUGCCAGGGUUCUGGAGAUGAUGCCCUUACACCAGUAGGGGCUUUGAAUUUUUCAAACAGAUCUGUCUUCUCCAAUGGAUAUUCAAGCCCUGGAGUAAGAUCUGAUGUGAGCAGUUCACCAUCUACCUCUUCAGCAACUACGGGACCACCUCCCAAGCUUUGCCUUGUUUGCUCAGAUGAGGCUUCUGGGUGUCAUUAUGGUGUCCUGACAUGUGGUAGCUGCAAAGUAUUCUUCAAAAGAGCUGUGGAAGGACAGCACAAUUAUCUCUGUGCUGGAAGAAAUGAUUGUAUUAUUGAUAAAAUUCGGAGAAAGAACUGCCCUGCUUGUCGCUACCGGAAAUGUCUUCAAGCUGGAAUGAACCUUGAAGCACGAAAGACAAAAAAGAAAAUAAAAGGAAUUCAACAAUCCAGCGUGCCUGCAGGAAGGGAUACUGCUGAAAAUCCCACAAACAAAGCUAUCGUUCCUGCCACACUGCCACAGCUGACUCCUACCCUAGUUUCCCUACUGGAAGUCAUUGAGCCGGAAGUGAUGUUUUCAGGCUAUGACAGCACAAUACCAGACACAACUUGGCGCAUAAUGUCAACUCUCAAUAUGUUAGGUGGAAGACAAGUGGUUGCUGCAGUGAAAUGGGCAAAGGCAAUACCAGGCUUCAGAAACUUGCAUCUAGAUGACCAGAUGACUCUACUGCAGUAUUCGUGGAUGUUUCUGAUGGCUUUUGCUCUAGGAUGGAGAUCAUAUAAACAGUCUAAUGGAAGUCUACUGUGUUUUGCUCCAGAUUUGAUCAUUAAUGAGCAGAGAAUGAAUCUACCAUGCAUGUAUGAUCAAUGCAAACGUUUACUGAUGGUUACUAAUGAGUUAGCCCGGCUUCAGGUUUCCUAUGAAGAAUAUCUCUGCAUGAAAACAUUGCUCCUUCUCUCGACAAUUCCUAAGGAGGGCUUGAGGAGUCAGGCUCUCUUUGAUGAAAUUCGUAUGACAUACAUCAAAGAGUUGGGGAAAGCCAUUGUGAAGAGAGAAGGAAACUCUAGUCAGAACUGGCAACGAUUUUACCAACUGACAAAACUUUUGGACUCCAUGCAUGAUGUGGUUGAGAAUCUUCUAACUUUUUGCUUCCAAACAUUUUUGGAUAAAUCCAUGAGUAUUGAGUUUCCAGAAAUGUUGGCAGAAAUCAUCAGCAAUCAGUUACCAAAAUAUUCAAAUGGGAAUAUCAAGAAGCUCCUAUUUCAUCAGAAAUGACUGCCUUAAUACAGAAAGGUUGCCUUAAGAAAAAAAAAAGUCAAAUUAUAUCUUCUUUUUUUAUAAACUAAGAGACUUGUUAAUUUUGUUAUUGUACCUAUAUUAGGUAUUUUUGGUUUUGUUUUGUAAUUAUGCACUACAUGUGGUUUACAGAGGGCCAAGAUCUAGCUUUCAGAAGACACCUCAACUGAAUGAAUACAAGAAAGAAAAAGAAAGAAGUAUGGCUUGGAAUUUUUCCUCUAUAUAUACCAUCAUGCUGGCAGUAUAGAAUGCAUCAAAAGCAGCAUUGUCAAAUUUGGAAUCUGCAUUGUCAACAUUCUGCUAGGAGUUUCUGCAGUUGGCUGGUUAAAUUUUUCUAGAUUUUUGUUUUGGUAUAGAUUGUUUUGUAUAGUUAAAGUAGCAUUUUUGAUUUAUGCAUGUAACAUGAGGAAAGUUUACAACUGUAUAUCAGAAAAGGGAAGUUGUGCCUUUUAUAGCUAUUACUGUCUGGUUUUAGCAAUUUCCUUUACCUUUAUAUACAGUGGACUAGCUUGCUCAUUUUUUCUUACAUAAUUUUUGUAAAACUUCAAGAUGCCUAUUGUACAGCUGUUUUUAAAGUGGGGCAGCUCAUAGCUUAAUGACUUCUAGAUAAUGAACUUCAAGUAUAAUCAUAUGAAUAUAAGGUGGCUUGUCUAAUAUGACUGUCCUAAUAACCCUUCUAAAUUUGGCCUAUAAUUGAGCCUUCUUCAGUGGGGAAUGGGGAUUGAAAUGUAUUCCAAAUCUAACCUGAACACUGGAAUUGCUUAUUUUUUGAUAUUGGUCAUGCAUGUUCUGUGAGCUACUAGAAAACUAGCUUUGUCUUAAACAAGUGUUAAUGAACACAAACAUUUUUUAAAGCAGCCUAGAUAUUUGCAUUUAAUGCAAUAGCCAUAAUUGUAAGAAUCUUGGGCUGGAUUGACAUUAAAAAUAUCAGUCUUGAUUGCCCAUCAGGAAACUUUCAGGAAAAUAUGCAUUAUUGUUUAAAAGUUUACUUAUACAUGGAGAAAUUAACUUUUUCCAUACACAAUUAUUGCCAUAUAAGUGUGUACUCCAAUGUGUAUCAGUGUAUAUUAUAUAUACAGUGGCCACAAUCCAGAGCAGCUAUAAUGUGCAUACCAAAAUCAAUGUGCACAGAAAUUGGCAUAUCUGUUCUCAGACAUAGCAGAACCUGUUCUUUUAAAAUAUGUAUGUAGAAAAAAAAAACAGUAUUGGUAGCCUAUUCAUAUUUUUCAGAACAAAUAACAAAUUUACCUCUUGGAAUCUCAGAAUUGGUAUAUACUAAAGGGAAACCUCUUCCCUCAAAUGUGAUCAGAACUGCUGGAAAGUAGGGUGAAAAGUUUCAAACUUAAUAUGAUGGGCAGUGCAUAUCCAGUGGAUUAGGUCCCCUGGAGUCUAAACCCCACCUAUUCUUGCAGUAGCUAUGUUGAUUCCCAAUAAACCAGUUCAGCAAGCUGAAAAAAGCCAGUUUCUGUUGUUAGACUGCACACUGGAUUGAAGGCAAAUGUAUACAAAACCUGACUCCAUUUUAAGUUAGAAAUUGAUGACUACAUUUCUCUGUGCGUGUAUGGGUGAUAUACACACAUACACACAUACACAUACAUACAUGCACACACAAACACAUAUACAUACAUUAUAUAUAAAUACAUAUAUAUAUAUAUAAACCAGGAUUUACAAAAUAAUUGUACCUCUACCCUGUAUAUGUUUCUAAUGGUUCUUAAAAGAUUUUAAUUCAGAUAGGAUUUUUAGCUUUAUGCAGAAAAGAAAAUAGACCAAACUACAAGAAGAAGAAAAAACUUUUAUGGAAAAUUAAAAUCCUUGUAUAUGGCUUCACUUCCGUUUUUCACUCUCUCUCUCAAGUGAACCAAUCUGAAGAACACCAAGAUUCCACUGCUGAUUUUGUGCUUUAGAAUAGUACUUGGUCUCUGUACAGCUCCAGUCCUUCUCUAUCAAACUCCUAGUGUGCCAUAAAACAACCAUAUAUGUCUUGUGAUUUUUUUUCCUUGUUGUUUUAAACAAUUUGUAAGCUGUAGUAGCCCAUCCUCUGAGCACCUUAAGAAUUUUCAGUAAAUUUAAAAUACUAUGCCACUCUAAAUGUUAAAAACAAAACAAAAAAUAUUUUGAGUGGCCAAAAUAAAACAAGAGGUAUAAGCGCUUAACAAGCAUUAACAAUCAUAACAUGAUAUGUUACUAAUACAAUUUUGUUUAAUUAAUACUUUCAAAUGUAUAGAAUCUGAUAGUGUUUGAAGAAAAAAGGAAGGGCUAAUACAGCUUUAAAUACAGUUUAUCAACUUAUUGUAUAAUAGCUUGUAUAGUGUAUCAUAAGAAAGGUUUUUAGAUGACAGAUUGCUUUAUCAUGACACAUAUAUUUUUUCUAGGGGUCACAAAUGUGUUGAUAUGGUAACCCAUAAAAAUGUGGUUUGUCUGGAAGUAUUAGUCUUCACAGCAUUGUGCUGCAGUAUCUAAGAGGUACUCUAAUUUUAUUAUGUCUUUCUGUUAUUUCUCUUUUCCUUAUUGUUCUAAAUGAAUUUAUCCAUAUUCAAUGGAAGCUCCUGGGGCAGAAAUGUAAAUCCAUUAAACCAUUGGGGGGGGGAGGUUGGAAAUUAAGUAUGAUAAUCCAACCUAUGUGUUUGGUUUCCCCACAUUCCCCAAUUGAAUCUGUAGAAUCUGGGUGGGUUUAUGAAAGCCCUAUAUACAUACACAAGCACACGCAUACACAGACAAAACACACAGAAGAAGAAGAAAUGAAAUAGCGGGCUCCUGUAUGCCUUAGCCUAUAUGUUCACACCAUCAACCUGUGUGAUUACUUUUAAAUAUUCUCUCUGAGUAAAGCAAAACAGACCAAUUUUGCAAUAAAAUGCAUAUAGGUACCAGCAAUAUGUAAAUAUAGAUCAUAGUUUGAACAAAGUCAAAUACAUUUCUAAUUAUUCAACAAAAUUGCUCCUUGUAAAACAAGAGAUUUUACCUGAGCUAUUUUUGUCUUGUCUUAAUCCUCUUUAAAAAUGUGAGGCUUAUAAAUGAAAAUCUCCUGGGCGCUGCAUUCAGUACUUGGGAAUAAAAUAGAAAAUGUAAUGAAAGGAAAUUUUUUUCUUUAUGGUAUCUGUACAGUUCCAGAGUUAGGAGCUGUGAACAGCUGCUGCAAAUUUUUCAAAACAGCUGGCUAGCCCUGAGAUGCAGUUGCAAAAACCACAGAGUAGAUGCCCGUUUCACAUAAUCCUCUUCUGACUAUCGCACAGGGAAAAUAGCUUUCUCCAUCACCAGUUGCUUAACCAUGGUUUAUUGAAUAGACCAGAGUUUGCUUGGUUCACUUAGCAAAACCAAGCCAUGUUUUCUUGAUAUCCCUGUAGGGGUUUACAAAGCCUACUAAGCCAGAGAAACCACAUGUUGGAAUAGCAUUUUGUGUAAAGCCAGCAUUCUGCAUGAUUUUCUCUUCAGGUGCUAUUCACGUAGCAGUUCCAAAUAUUACUGCUCAAGUGAUAAUUUACAAGAUACCCAGAAACAGGCACAUAAUCUGUGCUACUGAAUAAGCUUGUAAACAUUUAAUUGUUUAGCCAUUUACUUAAGUAUCAGUGAAUAUUUUAACAAUAGUACGCAAACUAUUGAAAAUCUAUUUUGACUGUUUUUGGUUAACACUAACAGGUUUCAGUAUUUACUUUCAAAAAUGCACCUGGAAGGAUAACACACAAGGAGGAUACCAGAAAUUAUAGUUGGAAAGUGACAUGUAUUAAAUAUUUUCACCCCCACUGCAAAGUUUAAGAAAGCUAGGAAUGUGUGAUUAACAAAUAUGUGUGUGUGAGAUGAUGGUUUACCAACACAAGUGAGGUAUCCUGUGUCUGUGUGAAGACAAAGUCUAGGUUGGAAAGAGGCUUUUAUUCUAUGUAAAAUAUUUGUUGAAUUUAUGAAUUUCUUAAACAUAGAAAUGCUGAUUUUAGAAAAUUUCAGUUUAAAUGUGCUAAAUGAUUUUAAACAAAAGCCAUUUAAAUAUAUAAGCAUUUAACAAAA